UAGAUAACCGUGUCCAAGUCCUAGACCUUUUGACUCUUACGCCAUUUCAUCAUGUCUCUCCGAACCGGCGUUCUGACUACUGACGCACCUGCCCCCAGUCCUCAUCUCUCUCAGGCGAUUAUCCAUAAUGGAACAGUCUACUGCUCAGGCUCGUUCGGUAUGGAUCCCCAGACUCGACAACUGGCUGAGGGGCCCUACCAUCAAACCGCGGGUGCUCUCAAAAACCUCAACGCUAUUCUUAACAAAGCGGGAACAAGCCUUCACAAUGCUUUAAAAGUCACCAUCUUUAUAUUGGACAUGGACCACUAUGCUGAGGUCAACAAAGCAUAUCUCGAGUUUUUCACUUCAGAUCCCAAGCCAAGUCGGACAUGCGUCGCUGUUGCUCAGCUUCCCCUAAAGGGCGCUCAUGUGGAGAUGGAAGCUAUCGCUGCUAUUCCUGAGAAGUCUAGCAAGCUUUGAUAAUCCCAG
Molecule: messenger RNA, 468 nt
Organism: Fusarium verticillioides 7600
Lineage: Eukaryota; Fungi; Ascomycota; Sordariomycetes; Hypocreales; Nectriaceae
Product: endoribonuclease L-PSP
Exons: 3
Coding region: 52-459 (135 amino acids)
Cellular component (GO): cytosol; mitochondrion
Molecular function (GO): deaminase activity
Source: RefSeq, a predicted model, not a curated record